This is a messenger RNA of Ctenopharyngodon idella (grass carp), 3423 nucleotides long. It is a transcript of the gene tmem87b, whose product is annotated as transmembrane protein 87B. Gene Ontology annotation, cellular component: membrane; Golgi apparatus. NCBI's taxonomy places the organism in Eukaryota, Metazoa, Chordata, Actinopteri, Cypriniformes, Xenocyprididae. The record is from RefSeq and is a predicted model, not a curated record. Gene Ontology annotation, biological process: retrograde transport, endosome to Golgi.
AAAAAAAUGCUGAAAUAUUAAUAAAUGUAGGCGAACAUGCAAAAAUCAAAUCACAAAAUUGCAAUCCGUAUAUUUUAGGCGGGUCGAAACAUUUUAAAAAGGUGUCAUUUUUUAGUUGAAGGGUUUAUGAGAAGAUUAAGGAAAUUUUGUUUGUUUUGUGACGUGUCGUGGCACGCGCACGCACAGGUGUGUGUCCGCGCGAGGGGGGCGCGAGCGUCUCUGGUCAGUAAACAUGGCCGUCAGAAGCUGCCGGUGGAUACGGGACAGCAGCCGUUUUCUCUAUUUUAUCCCAUUUCUAUUCAUCACCUCAUCAUUAAAUGGAGUUAACGCCGCUCCAGAGAUGGGCAUGUGGACUAUUACAGUGUUUAAUACAUCAAGACCUUUACUGUUAAGAAAAUCCAUGUAUAAGGACACUGACAUUCAAAUGAGAGUGGCAUCGUUUGGUUGCCCAGAGGAAGUGACUUUCACCAUUCGGUGGUUUUUGAAGCAUUACCCAUGUCACAAUGAGUACAACAAUAUUGAAGAAAUGUAUGAGAAGACGCCGCUGAGUCGAGGGAAGAGUAUGGACCCGAACCCUCUCGGACCCGGAGAGUAUAUUCAGCACAGAUACAGGGAACUGUCCUGCCGCAGUGACAUGCACAUCUUCCCCAUGUUCAAUAAAUCAAAAGCAGAACCAAAAACAGUCAAACCGGCUGCGGUGGAAGGCGAGUUACAGGGUGGCAGUUUCACAAGUUCUCCUGUUGCUGAGGCUGAAGCAAAGGAAAAUGUGAUUGCUACGACCUGGAGGGAUGGGCCGUACUUGCUGGUGGUGUCAAUCCAUCCAAGCAAACAAGAUGUCAACUGGAAUUUAACCUUCAGUGUUAUGAUGAAGGGAACACACGGCUUUCUCUCUGUCACCGAAUGGCCUCUCAUGAUCUUCUACAUGGUGAUGUGUAUGGUGUACAUUUUGUACGCUCUGCUCUGGUUCGUCUGGUCAUCCUGCUACUGGAAAGACCUGCUGAGGAUCCAGUUCUGGAUUGCGGGAGUCAUAUUUUUGGGCAUGAUAGAGAAGGCCGUCUUCUGUGCUGAAUAUCAGAACACUAACAACGUGGGAUCUGCAUCUCAGGGUCUGCUGAUCUUUGCCGAGCUCAUCUCCGCUCUGAAGAGGACUCUGGCCCGUUUGCUCGUCAUCAUCGUCAGUCUGGGCUACGGCAUUGUCAAACCGCGUUUAGGCACCGUCAUGCACAGAGUGGUGGGUCUGGGCGUGCUUUACUUCGCAUUCGCUGCAAUUGAGGGCGUUCUGAGGAUCACUGGGGCUAAAGACUCUGACCUGGCCCUGCUAGCCAACAUUCCCCUGGCUCUGCUUGACUCCUCUCUGUGUUGGUGGAUAUUUGUCAGUCUCGCACAAACCAUUAAGACUCUAAAACUCAGAAGAAACCCAGUGAAGUUGUCUUUGUACAGACACUUCACCAACACGCUCAUCUUUGCUGUUCUCGCCUCCAUCAUUUUCAUGGUUUGGACAACAAAGAAGUUCCGGUUAUCAGACUGCCAGGCGGACUGGAUGGAGCUGUGGGUGGAUGACGCUUUCUGGAGGUUCCUCUUCUCCAUCAUUCUCCUAGUCAUCAUGUUUCUGUGGAGGCCGUCCGCCAACAACCAAAGGUAUGCGUUCACGCCGCUCAUCGAUGACUCGGAUGAUGAGGAGAUUGAAGAGUUCCUGGUGUCUGCAAAUAUUGCUGAUGGGAUAAAGUUGAGGGCAGCUAAGACGGAAACCAAUGGAACAGUGAAGCCUGCAACAGCUAAUCCGGAUGAAGACUUGAAGUGGGUGGAGGAGAAUAUUCCUACCUCUCUUUCUGAUGUAGCUCUUCCUGUUCUUCUCGACUCAGAUGAGGAGAUCAUGACCACCAAGUAUGAGAUGUCUAAAAUGGAGUGAGGUUGAGAAAGUAAACCUCCAGAGAUCAACCAAACCGCUGUUCCUGUAACUGGCAUCUGACCCUCACCAGAGAGCCACAGACUCCGACUGCUUACUUCCUUUGGUCUGAUUGGUUGGCGGCUUUUGGGUACAUUGAAGGAAUCGUGCUGAAGAGGUGGACGCAUUCUAGAUGAUCUAGACGGCGUACUACCUGAACUUUAUGUGAGGUGAUACCUCGUUUUUGUCCUGAACUGUUCAAACGUCCAGAAGACUUUAAAGUCUGUAUAAAGAGAUCACGGUCUAUGUUUCUAAACUGUCAUGAUGACAUACCUGUCGACUAAUCAUAUGCAGCGAUAAUGUGUUAUUCUUAGCACCGUUUUUUGUUUUGUGUGAGCGUCUUUUGAUCUUGAAAAACAUUGAUAAGGAACUUCAAGUUGACCAAAGCGUCUUCUCCGUUUCUUUGGCUGUAUAUAAAGUGUUAUUUCGAACAUUUUGUCUAUAAUUUCAGCACAUGAUGUGAAUAGUAGAAUGUCUGUCAGUGUGCCGGAUUUGUAUUUGUGCAGGGAGUUAUUUAAAUGCGCAGAAUGAUUCUUCAUUUUUCAUAAAUGUUCUGAAUAAUUUUAUGAAGUUGUUUUUGUUUUGCACAGAGCCCAGUUCAACUUUUCACCCGGAAAUGGAAAUUCUCAUUAUUUAUUUGCCCUCAAGUCGUUCCAAACCUGCACACAAAAAGAGGAAAUUUUAGUAGUGCAUAUGACUUGUGCACUAUAUACCAAGUCUUCUGAAAUCACAUGAUAGCACUGUGUGAGGAACAGAGCAAAAUUUAUGCAAUUAUUGGCCAAAAACCUUCGUCUUUGCCGCAUUCUCUUACAACAUGCCAUCUUAAUGUUUUUGUGAAUGAGAUUUGGGAGCAGUGAAUAACGUAUUUUUGUCUGUUUCUCAUACUAACUAUUGUAUGAGUUGGAAUAUAGCACAUGAGUUGUACUUUUUUGAUGCAUUUUUGCGUUUUUAUGAUUCAUUUUUUGAGCUUAAACUGCAGCAUUUGCAUUUCAUGGAAGAAAUAUAGUUAUAGGGUUUGAAACAAGGUGAGGGUGAGUGAAUAUUCCUUUAAAUGCAUUAGUUUUUCUUUUAUUUUUUUGAGGAAAAGCGUAUGCCUCUUUGAUCAACGUGUACAUGCAUACUGAAGCCUUAACACACUUCUGUUCUUGAGUUUUGUUCUGCAGUAUCACAAAAAAAUAAUUUUCGGCCCUGGUCUCGGUUGGACAUUCUGUCUGUUUAACAGAACGUGCUUUACCAUGCUGAACAACGGGAUGACUGUUAAACUUCCGAAAGAUGUCUUUUUAUUUACUUUAUAUGUCCUUGAGACGGAACUAAAUAUGUGAAAACUUCUGAAUUGUGUAUAUUAUAAAGCGCACUUUAAGUGAUUGUGAUUUCUUUUGGUCACGGGAUGCAGUGAUGCGAUUAAUUUAUCUGUAUGAUUCUGACCUUGUCCUUCAUGUGUUACUGUUUUGUUUGCUUCAUAAAAACUCAUUACUUUC